AUGAGGGUCACGUGUAUCGUGUUUGUGCUCCUCUUUCAAACAUUACAGUGCUUGGCGUCAGAUGAUUCACCAUUUCAACUAAUUAACGAGGCCACUGGUUUUUGUUUGUACCACUGCUCUGACAUACGCUGGACAACUGGUGAUCGACUUCUGGUUCCAUGGAGGAAUAAGUGUCUUGGAGCUCAGGGGAACAGUGUGGGAAGUGAUAUAACUCUGUACGACUGUGAUGAAACCAGUGAACUCCAAAAGUGGGAAUGCAAGAAUGAAACAGUGCUCGCUCUCAAAGGCCAGAAGCUUUACAUUGAGCUCACUGGAUAUAAUUCAGCUGUUCUCUCCAAAACAAUUGGACCCAAUAACCACCUCACAAUUUCAGGGAUGUCCAGUGGUGCUUGUUCAAGAACAUACAGAGAACGUUUCACCUUAGAGGGAAAUGCGUUUGGAAAGCCCUGCAUGUUUCCCUUUCUGUACAAAGACCAGUGGUACUCUGACUGUACCACAUUUGACUCCUCAGACAAACGUCUUUGGUGUGCAGUUGAAACUAAAUAUGAGCAUGAACUCUGGGGCUACUGUCCGACUAACUCUAAAGAGAACUGGAAAAAAGACAUUACCACAGGAGCGAAUUACCAACUCAACACGCAGUCAGCUCUGACGUGGUCCCAGGCUGAUGCCAGCUGCAAACAGCAGAGUUCUUCUCUGCUGAGCAUCACUGAUCCUCACGAGAAGGCUUACAUCACAGCACUACUCAGCGCGGGAGGUGGGGGAGAGGGGUACAAGCUAUGGACUGGACUGACCCUGGAUCUAGAACACGGCUGGCAGUGGUCUAACGGGAGGCCUUACCGUUACCUGAAUUGGGACUCAGGACAUCCACUUUCAGAUCCAGGACAAACCUGUGGAAUCAUUGAUGGUGCUGUGCAGUAUUCCUGGCAAAGUUCAAAAUGCAAUAAGAAGCUGGGCUACAUUUGUUACAGUAAAUCAGUUUCAGCUCCACCAACUGAAGCUGCUGAGACGGGAUUUUGUUCAGCACACUGGAUUCCCUACAAUGGCCACUGUUUCCGCCUUGAUCGUACUGAGAAAACGUGGUCUGAUGCUCAGAAACAGUGCCGUAAGGAAGGAGGGGACCUUGUGAGCAUCCGCAAUGUGGAGGACCAAAGCUUUGUCAUCUCUCAGCUUGGAUAUGCAUCCACUGAUGAGCUUUGGAUCGGACUGAAUGACAGGAAGACAGAGGGGUUGUUUGACUGGAGUGACCACUCUACUGUUAGCUUUACUAGCUGGGAAUAUGGGAAACCAGCUGUUGCCACUGACCAACGUGACUGUGUUCUCAUCAGGGGAGAGAGUGGGAACUGGGCUGACCGUGCAUGUACGGAGAAACAUGGCUUCAUUUGUAUGAAGACGAGUGCUUCUGAACCCUCUGGAGAUGAAGUGGACCAGAAUAUAGGCUGCAAAACUGGUUGGAAAAGACACGGCUCGUACUGCUACUUUGUAGGAACCCAGACAAAGACGUUCAAUGAAGCAAAAGACAACUGCAAGAGCUCAGAUUCCUACUUGGCAGAUGUUUCAACUGGGGUGGAUAAUGCCUUCCUGGUGAGCUUGGUGGGGCUGAGACCUGAGAAACACUUCUGGCUGGGGCUCUCCAACCAGAAGAACAUUGAUUUUUUUGAGUGGACCAACGCAAACUCAGUCAAAUAUACUCACUGGAAUGCUGAAAUGCCAGGCCACCAACAGGGUUGUGUAGCUAUGGCAACUGGGAGUUUUGCAGGCCUCUGGGAUGUGUUGCCAUGUACUAAUAAGGAGAAGUACAUCUGCAAACACCUGGCAGAGGGAGCAGUUUUAACCCCUAUCCCACCAACUGUUCAAUCUCCUAAGUGUGCAGAUGGCUGGAAUUCUUUGUUAUCAAGAAGCUUCUGCUAUCAGAUGUAUUCAGAGAUGAAGACCUGGUAUGAGGCCAGAGAUUACUGCAGAGCCAUUGGAGGCGACCUGCUCAGCAUCCACAGUGAUGCUGAGCUAAAUUUAAAUCAUGAACUUAAAUCUGCCCAUUAUAGCCAUCUAACAGUCUGGAUUGGACUUAGUGCCCCUAACCCAGUCACAGGUUAUGUAUGGAGCGAUGGAUCCCCACUAAACUUCCAGCACUGGGAAGAUGGAGAACCCAACAAUAAAAAUGACGUAGAAUCUUGUGCUGAGUUUAAAGCAUAUGACUGGAGGGCAGCUGCUGGGUCAUGGAACGAUGUGCAUUGUGAAAAGUACAACAGCUAUGCUUGCCAGAUCCAGAGAGGAGUCACCCCAAAACCUCCUCCAGACCCCAUCCCACCUGAGUAUAACACAACCUCUGAUGGAUGGCUAAUAUGGAAAGGGAAUCAGUAUUACUUUAACUCAGAAACAAUGGCCAUGGAAGGAGCACGUCGCUUCUGCCAGCAGAGACACGGUGACCUGGUAACUAUCAACAGCGAAGCAGAAAGACUCUUUCUAUGGAAACAGAUAUCCAGAAAGCACAGGUCUUCCUGGAUUGGCCUGACUGUAGAUCUUGACAGAUCAUUUCAGUGGAUGGAUGGUUCUCAAGUGGUUUUUCAAAGGUGGGAAGAAGGUCAGCCUGAUUUCAAGAACUAUGAUGAGAACUGUGCUGUCAUGACAUUUUAUUCUGGUUUCUGGCACGAUUACAACUGUGGGUAUGAACAUGGGUCCAUUUGUAAGCGCAGUGACUCAUUACCGGCUAACACCACUGUGGCACCCACAGUGCCUCCUAAAGGUGGCUGUCCAGUCCCCUGGAAGAAAUUUCACUCUAAGUGUUACAACAUAAUCAACAACCAGAAUUUAACAUGGGGAGGAGCGAGAGAAAAAUGCCAACAAAUGGGUGGAAAUUUGGCCUCUAUUUCUUCAAGACACGUGCAAGUGUUUUUGAUGUCCCAAAUGGCCAAUGCACCUACUACAGACCUUUGGAUUGGUUUUCAUAAUUUACAUAACGGUCGGUUUUUAUGGACUGAUGGCCGACCAAAUUCAUAUGUCAACUUGGGUUUGGAGAUUUUCAGGAGGAGGUAUGAGCCGUUUCUCUAUCAACGAGACGUUUUCAGGAGGAGGUAUGCACGGUUCCGCUAUCAACGAGACAAAAAUUGUGCUGUGAUCAAUACCGAUCCUUCACUUGGUAUCGGUAAAUGGAAACCAAAGUCCUGCAACGACACAAAUGGAUUUGUCUGUCUUCGAAAUGUCGUCCAAUCUCUCCCGGACUCCCCUGAACCAACAAUCCCUACCAGCUAUAUCAAAAUACUUAAUGACUCUGUCAAGGUUGUUCCUCAACAAAUGGACUGGGAUGCAGCAAAAAAGAACUGUGACGGUGAUGGUGCCAACCUUGCUAGCCUGCGAAAUGAGUGGAUGCAGGUUUAUGUCGAAUUGUUGGCUUUCAGUCUCAAGGCCCCUCUGUGGAUUGGACUCAACAAAAUGCAGACCAAUGGUUAUUUCAGAUUUGUUGAUGGCUGGCACAUAUCACAUCCUUACUGGGGUGAAAAUGAACCAAGCACAAACAGAGCUUGUGUCUACGUGGAUGUGGAUGGAAAAUGGAAGACUGCUGACUGCAAUCAGACCAUGAACAGUGUUUGCAUGAAGUCUACAGAUGUGCCACCACCAGAACCAACAGGUUUUCCAGGAGUUUGUCCUCAAGACCCAGAUUUAACAAACACACGAGAAAGAUAUUUUUGGAAACCAUAUAGGGGAUACUGUUACAUAUUUUUCCUAGAGACAGCGAGGUGGACAAAUGCAGCUUCUAGCUGUGUCAGACAUGGUGGAACGCUUGCCAGCAUUGAAGAUUCCUCUGAGCAAGAGUUUAUACAAAACAAUGUGAAGGCAUUUGAGGACAGCCACUCAUCUUUCUGGAUGGGCCUGUUUAAAACUCACAAAGCGGAGUGGCUGUGGUUGGACAGGACCGUCAUGGAUUACACUAAGUGGGGAGAGGGCCAACCCAGUUAUUCCACCUUUGGAGAGAUUAGCACAUCAGAUGGGACAUGGAAGGCAGGCAAUGACUAUUAUUACAGACCAUACAUCUGCAAAACAGCCAAAGUAUUACCACCAAAGCCAUCACCAUCACCUAAAGCUGUAUCCAAAGAUCCUCCUCGUGACCACAAAAUUUUGGCAGUUGUGGUGGUCAUUGCUGGGCUUGCAGUCGGGGUGGUCAUUGCCUUCUUCGUCUUUAAGAAGCGUGGUCAUCCAUUACCCUUCCCUGACAGUUUAACCACCUUUGACAACCCACUUUUCUUCAACAAUAAGCAGCCCCAGCCUGAUCUGGUCGACACUAAUAAACUGAUCGAGAAUGCAGAGGAAGAGCACUCUGAACUUGUGGUAACUACGUAAUUCAUUAAAAAAAAAAAAAAAACAAACUCAGAAUCUAAUCGUAGAUAUUCUAUAGUAAGGGCCCACAGUUCAUGGUCCAUUUGUUUGAUCGAUGGUUUUACAGUAUGUUCUGACAGUUUGAAAAGAGCUGGCAUUAAUUUGUUAAAAUAGCCAAUUUCCCACUAUUGAGAACUCAGCCACAUGGUUUUAUUACGACUAAGAAGAAACUGAUUUUUUCUUCAUUGAUUGACUGUACUGUGAAGACCUGUUGUUCUCCUUCACUGUAACUUCUUGUACUGUGUAUGUUUACAGUUGAUACAGAACAGCUACUGUAUGAAGCAAGGGUAAAAUGGUAUAGAAAAGUCAUAGUUUGGUAUGUAGCUCGGUUUCGUGGUGAUGGUUUGCAAUAUUUUCAGUACAGCUUAAAAAAAGAAAUGCAUAAAAUAACAUUUUGUUGUGAAAAUAUAAGCCUUCGAAACUGGUACUAAUUCAUACUGUAACUGUGCAUGUUCAUGCUGUUAAUAGGA
Molecule: messenger RNA, 4838 nt
Organism: Amphiprion ocellaris (clown anemonefish)
Lineage: Eukaryota; Metazoa; Chordata; Actinopteri; Pomacentridae
Product: macrophage mannose receptor 1-like
Exons: 32
Coding region: 1-4332 (1443 amino acids)
Molecular function (GO): signaling receptor activity
Source: RefSeq, a predicted model, not a curated record